Molecule: messenger RNA, 2565 nt
Organism: Fomitiporia mediterranea MF3/22
Lineage: Eukaryota; Fungi; Basidiomycota; Agaricomycetes; Hymenochaetales; Hymenochaetaceae
Exons: 18
Coding region: 1-2565 (854 amino acids)
Biological process (GO): DNA-templated transcription; regulation of DNA-templated transcription
Molecular function (GO): zinc ion binding; DNA binding; DNA-binding transcription factor activity, RNA polymerase II-specific
Source: RefSeq, a predicted model, not a curated record
AUGAACAGUGCAGCAACAACCGACGCGUCUCCGGCGAGCUCAUCGAGCAGCGGGCAUGUUUCUGACCACCGCGCGGCAAGCUUGGGUGCUACUUCAACUGCACAGAAGGACCGCCGCGUCCCAUUAGCUUGCCUCCGCUGUCGUGCAAAGCGGGCGCGCUGCUCUGGAGUGCGUCCGCGUUGCAAGGCUUGCGAAACGGCUAAUGUUGAAUGCCAAUGGCCGGACGGUCGCAAGAGAAAGCGGACCAGGAAAGAAAUGGAGGAAGCAGAGCGCCUAGAACGCGAAGCUGCUGUUGCAGCAGCUGUUGAACGAGGACAGCAGACAGCACGACCGCCCCGACGCCCUGCAGCCUAUCCUCCCCAUCCCGUACAACAAAAUGUGCCAAGAAAUGCUAGUUGGGAAUGUAAUGGAGGUUCUGGUCAUCGAGCACUCACCGCGGUGCCGAGCAAUAUGACUGCGUACAGUCAAUGGCAUAAUUCUGUGACACCAACCCAACCCUAUGUCUGGCCACCGCAAAACUCUGCAAGUUCAGCGAGUCCGGGUGCUUGUACCAACAGCACAUUCGGCGACUCCGCAUCCGAAAUUCUCGCAUUCACAGGUUUAGAUCCCAAUUCAAAUGAGCAAUUGAUGCGUGCGCUGCAGUCACAAACUGCUUUCGUCGAUGGAGAUCCCGACACCAAAGAGGACCUCGAAUUGUAUUACUACCGCCUCGCCGGCUCAACGGCGAUCCACCCAGGAAUCAAUCGUAUCUCAUUGAAAUUACAACCACGACCCCCGCUCGUUGCCAGCGCACCUGUGCCCAGUGACCAAAAUGUGCCUCCUCCAUCAUCUUGGCCGGAGCAAAUCUUCGACGAGAAUUGUAUGCCCGUUCCGAGCGUUCACCUUCCUCUUCUCGAUACGUUUUUCCGAACAAUGAGCCAACACUUUCCAAGCAUAAGUAAGAAGCGUAUGCAGGAGCGUCUUGAAACGGGGACGAUGUCCGCAUUUUUCAUGAAUUGUACGCACGUUGCCGCUUCUUUUGUGACCAUCAAUGUCUACUUCUCCCGAUAUCCGGGGUUCUUCAGGGUCCUUCUAGCUUACACAAAUUUUCGAAGGUUUCAUCCGGGUACAGAAGGCAGAGCUGCGGAGGCUUCUGCUCCAUUUAUAACAAAGGCACAGGAGCUCGUCGUUCCGCUAGUACAUCUCCCUGCACAUGACACGGUGACUGGCCUUCUUCUCUUGGCAUGGGCUUCUUAUGGUCAGAAUUCUGAAGCUGCAUUGUGGCAAUACUCGGGUAUGGCCUUCCGCAUGUCCGCGGAUUUGGGCCUACAUGGGGUUUCUGACCUCUAUGAAUCAAGAGCACAUGUUGUCCGAACGAGAUUACUCUUUUGGAGCCUGUUCAUAACUGAUCGGAUCGUAUCUUUCGCAAGAGGGCGACCUACUGCAAUUCCGGAGGACAUCAUUGAGAUUCCACUACCCAAGGAUGAGGAUUUCUUUCCCGAUCCUGCGAGGAAUACCGAUCCAAACUCGAGACACGAACUUGUCGAGCCCGUCCCAUUCCAAUAUCUUGCAAGGGCAAUGGUAUUAUGCGGACGAAUCUCGUCCUUCCUCAAUAAUCAAAGAGGACGCCCUUGUACAUUGGUCGGGAUGAGUGAAUCAGACCCCAGCGUCCUCAGUGAACUACAAACCCAGCUUGUUCAGUUCUAUGCCGGGCUUCCCGAAACAAUGAAAUGGAGCGUGGAGAAUUUCAAGCACCAAGAAGCUCGCGGUCAUGGGGGCACUUUCUUAACACUCCAUUUGUGGACAAACGCGGUCAUGUCGCUUGUGUAUCAUCCAGAGUUAAUUGAGAAGUCAGGAGUGCAAGCGCCUCUGACCCAGGCUAUGCAGAGAUCUAUCAGACUCUCGCUUUCGAGUGCUCGUAAUAUUAGCGAGUGUCUAGUAUUUGCAGACCUCUUCUCAUCGGGUGCCUAUCUCGGAAGCCCGUUCUCCGUCCAGCCGAUUUUUGUUGCGUGCCUCGCAUUCAUUCACGAGAUGAAACGUAAUGUCCUGGACCAGAACGUACUUAACUCCGACGCACUGUCGACAGUGUCAGAUGAGCCACCCUCUGCAGAACAAUUCAUGUGUUCGAUUGCGCGACAAAAUCUGGUGAUUUUGAGAAAAGCUUUCCAGCGAAUGGAGCAGUACUGGUCGGGCAUUGCAUAUGUUUCGGGUGUUCUUGAUCACCGCAUGGAAGGCCUCAGUGUUCCGCGAAUAAAUUCAUUCGCCAAAACUAUUCAGACAUUCAUAUCUCUGCCCGAUCAGGGACUUCUUCGUCGAUAUACAGGCAAGAACCUACCCUAUAAUACUGCUCCAGCUACAGAUACGUCUUUGCAAGCGUCUAUCGAACAGGAUGAACUCAACGAAAUAGAGCGAGCAGCAAAUUCCUUGUCCAUGGAGCAAUUGUUCUCACAAUACAGAAUCCGAGAGCUAAUGGUGGAACCAGCGGAUGACUAUGAUAUUGAAAGACUGCUUGGUGCUGGAGCUUUACCCAGUGACGGCCAUCAUAUCAGGCAUACUAUCGGCACUGCUGGCUUGCAUAUGCAAUGA